This is a messenger RNA of Maudiozyma saulgeensis, 2157 nucleotides long. The record is from the annotation of a GenBank genome assembly. Lineage: Eukaryota; Fungi; Ascomycota; Saccharomycetes; Saccharomycetales; Saccharomycetaceae.
AUGGAUGAACAUUUGAUCUCUACUAUCAACAAGUUACAAGACGCUUUGGCGCCAUUAGGUGGUGGUUCUCAAUCACCAAUUGAUUUACCACAAAUUACAGUGGUGGGUUCGCAAUCUUCCGGUAAAUCUUCUGUCUUAGAAAAUAUCGUCGGGAGAGAUUUUUUACCUAGAGGUACAGGUAUUGUCACUAGAAGACCUCUAGUAUUGCAGUUGAUUAACAGAAGAGCUCAUGGCUCUGGUUCUGCCGCUAAGGGUAAGGAUUCAACUGGAUCUGUCUCCAAUGAGUUAUUAGAUCUUGAUAUCAGUGACAACUCAAGUGAAAAGAAAACUGAUAAUAAAAAGGAUCCUGGACACCUAAAUGGCCAAUCUGAGGAUAAUAAAGAAGAAUGGGGUGAAUUUUUACAUUUACCCGGUAAGAAAUUUUAUAAUUUCGACGAAAUUAGACAAGAAAUUGUUAAGGAAACAGAUAAAGUCACUGGUGCUAACUCUGGUAUCUCUCCUGUACCAAUUAAUUUAAGAAUUUAUUCUCCACAUGUUUUAACCUUAACAUUAGUCGAUUUACCAGGUUUAACUAAAGUUCCCGUCGGUGAUCAACCUGUUGAUAUUGAAAAACAAAUUAAGGAUAUGUUAUUAAAAUAUAUUUCUAAACCAAAUGCUAUCAUCUUAUCCGUUAAUGCUGCCAAUACAGAUUUAGCUAAUAGUGACGGUUUGAAACUUGCUAGAGAAGUCGAUCCAGAAGGUACAAGAACCAUUGGUGUUCUAACUAAAGUUGAUUUAAUGGAUCAAGGUACCGAUGUCAUUGAUAUCCUGGCUGGUAGAGUCAUUCCUUUAAGAUAUGGUUAUAUUCCUGUCAUCAACCGUGGUCAAAAAGAUAUUGAACAUAAGAAAACCAUUAGAGAUGCUUUAAAAGAUGAAAAGGAUUUCUUUGAAAGUCAUUCUUCUUAUAGUUCUAAAGCUCAAUAUUGUGGUACUCCAUAUUUAGCUAAAAAAUUGAAUUCUAUUCUUUUACAUCAUAUUAGACAAACUUUACCAGAUAUUAAAGGUAAAAUCGAAGCUACUUUGAAGAAAUAUCAACAAGAAUUAAUGAAUUUAGGUCCAGAGACUAUGGAUUCAGCUAGUUCUGUUGUAUUAAGUAUGAUUACUGAUUUUUCUAACGAAUAUAAUGGUAUCCUUGAUGGUGAAGCUAAAGAAAUAUCAAGUCAAGAAUUAUCUGGUGGUGCAAGAAUUUCUUUUGUAUUCCAUGAAGUCUUUAAGAAUGGUGUCGAUUCCUUAGAUCCGUUUGAUCAAAUUAAGGAUUCUGAUAUUAGAACAAUCAUGUAUAAUAGUUCUGGUUCAGCUCCAUCAUUGUUUGUUGGUACUGAAGCCUUUGAAGUAUUAGUUAAACAACAAAUUAAGAGAUUUGAAGAACCUUCUGUACGUUUGAUUAAUUUAGUAUUUGAUGAAUUGGUACGUAUGUUAAAACAAAUUGUUAGUCAAACAAAAUACUCAAGGUACCCAGCUUUAAGAGAUGCCAUUUCUAAUCAAUUCAUUGAUUUCUUAAAGAGUUCCAUGAUCCCAACUAAUCAAUUUGUUGUUGAUAUCAUUGAAGCUGAACAAACAUAUAUUAAUACAGCCCAUCCAGAUUUAUUAAAGGGUUCUCAAGCUAUGGCUAUGGUUCAAGAAAAAUUACAUCCAACUCCACAAGUUGCUGUAGAUCCAAAGACUGGUAAACCUUUACCUAACCAACCAGUUAAUUCCUCAGGUAAUAAAAAUAUGAAUGGUCCAGUUGAUGAAAAAUCUGGAUUCUUUGGUGGCUUUUUCAGUAGUAAGAAUAAGAAGAAAUUGGCUGCUUUAGAGUCUCCACCACCAGUAUUAAAAGCUACAGGUCAAAUGACUGAGAGAGAAAAUAUGGAAACUGAGAUUAUUAAGCUAUUGAUCAAUAGUUACUUUAAUAUUGUUAAGAGAACCAUUGCUGAUAUCAUUCCAAAAUCCAUUAUGUUGAAGUUAAUUGUUAAGAGUAAGACUGAUAUUCAAAAAGUAUUGUUAGAAAAAUUAUAUGGUAACCAAGACAUUGAGGACCUAACCAAGGAAAACGACAUCACCAUCCAAAGAAGAAAGGAAUGUAAGAGAAUGGUUGAAAUAUUGAGAAACGCCAGUCAAAUCGUUUCAAGUGUGUAA